CCCAAGAUGGCGGCUCCUCCGGGUGAGUACUUCAGCGUUGGGAGCCAGGUGUCGUGCCGGACGUGCCAGGAGCAGCGGCUGCAGGGCGAGGUGGUAGCCUUCGACUACCAGUCCAAAAUGCUGGCUUUAAAAUGUCCCUCUUCCAGUGGAAAGCCCAAUCACGCAGACAUCCUGCUUAUAAACUUACAGUAUGUUUCAGAAGUGGAAAUAAUUAAUGACCGAACAGAAACCCCUCCUCCCCUAGCUUCACUCAAUGUUAGUAAGCUUGCCAGCAAAGCACGGACGGAGAAAGAGGAGAAGCUGAGCCAGGCCUAUGCAAUCAGUGCUGGUGUCUCCUUAGAGGGCCAGCAGCUCUUCCAGACCAUUCACAAGACCAUUAAAGACUGUAAAUGGCAAGAAAAAAACAUUGUAGUCAUGGAAGAAGUUGUUAUUACACCCCCAUAUCAAGUGGAAAACUGUAAAGGCAAAGAGGGGAGUGCACUGAGCCAUGUACGCAAAAUAGUUGAAAAACAUUUUAGAGAUGUGGAAAGCCAAAAGAUACUGCAACGUUCACAAGCCCAGCAACCACAGAAGGAGGCUACCCUGUCAUCCUGAGUCCAUAUACAUGGAGGACUCUUCCAGCAUCCAGCCAAGGAGGCGGUGGUGGUGGCUUCAGCGGAGGCAGGCCGGGGGAGGGAAGGGAUCCUAUAUGUCCUGUUGGCUCUUGUUAACAAAGGGUCAGCAUUUCCAAAUCUUAGACUUGAACAAACAAAACACCCAACAAAAAAGAACAAGAGAAUAAUU
Messenger RNA from Nycticebus coucang (slow loris), 783 nucleotides. RefSeq names its product protein LSM12. Bases 7 to 594 code for a protein of 195 amino acids. The record is from RefSeq and is a predicted model, not a curated record. Lineage: Eukaryota; Metazoa; Chordata; Mammalia; Primates; Lorisidae. Gene Ontology annotation, molecular function: RNA binding. The transcript has a single exon.